AUGGUUCGCAAGAACAUCAUCAUUUCUUCCCUCUUCCUGGGCCUCGUCUCAGCCUCGCCGCUCCACCUGAAGCGCCAGGACCUGCCCAUCGACAGCUAUGACGAGUCCGUGGCUGCCGGUGCUGACUCCACCGACACCCCCCCUGUUGGCGACGCCGUUCCCCAGAACGUCGAGACCUUCGACUCCAACACCGUGGCCGCGGAAGUUGUGGCCACCGUUGUCGACACUCCCCCUUCUGUGGCUCAGGCUUCCAACGACACUCCUCCCGAUGUCAUCACUGUCAACCUCUUGAAGCGCAGCGACAUCAACGUCGCUCGCGCCGACGGCCCGGCCACCUCGUGUAUUGUCCGCACCUUCAACGGUCCGCAAGUGUCUCCCGACACUCCUGGGGACUUCACAAGCUAUGCGGCUUUUUCCACUGCUGCCAAUGACGCUGUCAAGGCGGCCAACGUCCCUUCCGGCUACGCGGCCGUGCCUAACUUUGUCAACCUCAAUGCGGUGGCCCAGGACAAGUCCUACAUUACUUACACCAGCUCCAAGCUGACCUCGUACGACCCCAAGAAGUGCGCCGCCAUCUGCGACGCCACUGCCGGCUGCACCUCGUUCAACAUCUACUACGAGCGAGUGCCGCUUGAGAUCAGCAAGGCCACCCAGGUGCCCGAUUCCGCGCUGGGCUGCCCUGGCAAUGCCGACGCCGCCUCGGCCACUCUGAUCAAGUGCGCCUUCUACGGCAUGCCGCUCGUCGCCACCUCGGCCAAGUCGGUCUACCAGUACCAGGGCAAGGCCUUCAAGGUAGUCUACGCCGGCUCCACGGCCUUCACCAAGUCCAGCGGCCCCACGGUCGACGGCUUGCAGGGCCCCGUCACCUUUGGCGACGCCGCCAUCAACGCGCCCGCGCCCGUCAUCGACCACGGCUACCUCCGCACGCAGACCUUUGGCACCAACGUCCCCUUUGCCCCAGAACUCUGCGCCGCCAGCUGCAAGGCCCAGACCGAGUACAACGCGAAGCACGGCACCAACAAGGGCCAGGCCUGCAUCUUCUUCAACGCCUUUGUCAUUUACAAGAACGGCAAGGACGGCGUCUUCACUUGCAACUACUAUGGUACCCCCUAUGGUGUCAGCUACGCCAAGAACAGGGGCCAGUGGGAUGACUCUGGCAACCAUUGGACUAUCUCCAACAGCUUUGGCUACUACGUUCCUGGCAACUAUGUUGCCAAGUAA
Neurospora hispaniola is the source of this 1221-nucleotide messenger RNA. RefSeq lists its product as uncharacterized. The transcript has a single exon. The coding region runs from base 1 to 1221 and encodes 406 amino acids. The record is from RefSeq and is a predicted model, not a curated record. Lineage: Eukaryota; Fungi; Ascomycota; Sordariomycetes; Sordariales; Sordariaceae.